Messenger RNA from Malassezia vespertilionis, 258 nucleotides. RefSeq lists its product as uncharacterized. NCBI's taxonomy places the organism in Eukaryota, Fungi, Basidiomycota, Malasseziomycetes, Malasseziales, Malasseziaceae. The record is from RefSeq and is a predicted model, not a curated record. The transcript has a single exon. Bases 1 to 258 code for a protein of 85 amino acids.
AUGUCCGACUUCACUCAGAAAGCUUCCAACGCGGCCAACGAUGCCAGCAACAAGGCCAGUGACUACACUCAGGAUGCCAAGAACUACCUCUCUGGCGCCAGCCAGGAUGCCAAGAACAACUUGUCUGGCAUGAGCCAGGACGCCAAGAACACCCUGUCCAGCGGCGACCAAAGCGCCCAGAACCAGAGCAGCUCCAUUGGCGAGAGCGUCCAGCAGGGCUAUGACCAGGCCAAGUCUGCCCUCGGCCUCGACAAGUAA